GCAGCAGCCCCCAGCCCUGUAAUGGGCAACAUGCCCCCCAACGACGGCAUGCCAGGCGGACCCAUGCCCCCUGGUUUCUUUCAGGGGCCUCCCGGCUCGCAGCCGUCACCACACGCACAGCCUCCCCCACACAAUACCAGCAACCCCAUGAUGGGACCACACGGCCAGCCUUUUAUGUCUCCACGAUACCCCGGUGGACCACGACCGUCUCUUCGCAUGCCAAAUCAGCCUCCUGUAGGAGUUCCAGGUUCACAACCUCUCCUGCCAAACAGUUUGGACCCGACCAGACCACAAGGACAUCCUAACAUGGGUGGCCCGAUGAGAAUGAACCCUCCCAGAGGAAUGGGUGGCAUGGGCCCUCAGAACUAUGGUGGCAUGAGGCCUCCUCCUAACUCUCUAGGUGGACCAGGCAUGCCAGGAAUGAACAUGGGUCCUGGAGGACGUGGCCCGUGGCCGAACCCCAAUGCUAACUCGAUAGCAUACUCCUCCUCGUCUCCAGGCAACUAUGUGGGUCCACCGGGAGGAGGCGGUCCACCAGGGACUCCCAUAAUGCCAAGCCCAGGAGACUCCACAAACUCCAGUGAAAAUAUCUACACUAUGAUGAACCCUAUUGGACCGGGAGGAAACAGACCCAAUUUCCCCAUGGGUCCUGGUCCAGAUGGCCCAAUGGGCGGCAUGGGUGGCAUGGAACCUCAUCAUAUGAACGGAUCGUUAGGCUCUGGUGACAUGGAUGGGUUGCCAAAGAACUCGCCCAACAACAUGGCAGGCAUGAACAACCCACCCGGCACACCGCGGGACGACGGAGAAAUGGGAGGCAACUUCCUCAACCCAUUCCAAAGUGAAAGUUAUUCACCCAACAUGACGAUGAGUGUGUGAUUUCGUCUGAUAUCGUUUUAUUUGGGCUUUUCUUUUUCGUUUUGUUUUCAAACCUUCUCCAACAACCCCCCGUUUCUUUUUAACCCUGCCCCCUCUUGUCAACCGACCCCCGGCACCCUCUGCCCAUCGGAUCUCUGGCCUUUUCUGCACAGCCUUCUGGGACAUCCCACGAGCAGAGGACUCACAUGAAAGUGGCCCAUCCCGGCUUGUGCAAAAUGGCCACCAGCAACAGGAAACAGCCCCAGAGCCACAGGAAGAGCUUGUUGACUGAAUCUCCCUGCCUCCCGGACUUCCUCCCUAGUUCAGGACACUAACAGGGCUGAACACACACAGGAAGGCAGGUGUAUGUGUGUUUGUAUGUUUAAGCAGUUUCACCGGGCUGCUCGCUGUAUGAUCUCUACGAACUCACUCCACUUUUUUUGAUUCAUUUUUUUAAAAUCUUGAGCGGAUGCAGUCGUUUUUACAGUGGAAAAUAUCUGCACCUUUUUUCCUCCAUUUUAUCGUGUAAAUGCAAAAGGACACUCAUCUCGUUGGGUUCGGCAAUGAACUUUUUCAUUAUUCUGUGUAUGUAUUGUAUUAUUAUCAAUUGUUGAUUUAAUUUUUAUUUGAAUAAUAUUGCAAUGAUGAUUAUUGGUUUUGAUCAUUUUUCUGAAAGGGGCACAUUGUAUGUAAACCAUGAAUUUGACAGAAAAAGCACACAUCCAUAAUGCACAAAAACGUGUCAUGGCUUCUGCCAGAAGUCUGCACUACGUUUUGUGUUUGCUGUGAAAUCUUACCUCCCGCUGAUUAAAAAGGUAUCUUUUAUUCUA
This is a messenger RNA of Danio aesculapii, 1685 nucleotides long. RefSeq lists its product as uncharacterized. Bases 22 to 876 code for a protein of 284 amino acids. Gene Ontology annotation, cellular component: nucleus. NCBI's taxonomy places the organism in Eukaryota, Metazoa, Chordata, Actinopteri, Cypriniformes, Danionidae. Gene Ontology annotation, biological process: positive regulation of transcription by RNA polymerase II. The transcript has 14 exons. The record is from RefSeq and is a predicted model, not a curated record.